AUGGUUCUAUACUAUGGAGCACACAUCAGACAACAGAAAUCGCCUGAAAGACCUUUGCGAGUAGACGAACUUCUUCAUUGCAUCCACGUUCAAGAGGAAUCUUCGACGCCAUCAGCUUACAUGAGCUGUCUGGGAGAUCGCAUUUCGUUCCGACCAGCUCUUCUCAGCUUUAUGGUACGGUUCCAGAAAUGGUAUCGGGGAGCUCAACAUCAACCGAACCUCGACUUGGCAGGUUUGAAAGACGAAUGCAGAAAGAGGCGCUGCAAAGAAAACGCUGCCCGUUUUAACACCGAGGAAGAAGUUCGCUUCUGCAUCUGUGGAGACAAUAUCCACGUACAAUUCUGUGUUGCCCGCACUGCCGCUGAAUUCAGCCAGAAGAAGCUCCUGAGAAGGAGGUUUGGUAGUCAGCUGAAACGUGAUCGUGAGAACGAAUAG
Molecule: messenger RNA, 435 nt
Organism: Necator americanus (New World hookworm)
Lineage: Eukaryota; Metazoa; Nematoda; Chromadorea; Rhabditida; Ancylostomatidae
Exons: 3
Coding region: 1-435 (144 amino acids)
Source: RefSeq, a predicted model, not a curated record